AUGGGUGGAUGGGAGCGGAGGGGUGCAGGGUCUGGAAAGGAGCGGUUGGUGUUAGUGCUGGGGGACCUGCACAUCCCGCACCGGUGCAGCGGUCUGCCCGCCAAGUUCAAGAAGCUGCUGGUUCCAGGAAAGAUUCAGCACAUCCUGUGCACGGGGAACCUCUGCACUAAGGAGAGCUACGACUAUCUCCGGACACUGGCUUCAGAUAUUCAUGUUGUCAGGGGGGACUCUGAGAGCCUGUAUUAUCCUGAAGAGAAGGUUGUAACUGUUGGGCAGUUCAGAAUUGGUUUGAUUCAUGGUCAUCAAGUUAUUCCCUGGGGUGAUGUGGCCAGCCUGGCUCUGCUACAGAGGCAGCUAGAUGUGGACAUUCUCAUCUCUGGACAUACACACAAAUUUGAAGCAUUUGAACAUGAAAACAAAUUCUACAUCAAUCCAGGAUCAGCAACAGGAGCUUACAAUGCUUUGGAGAUAAACACCAUCCCUUCCUUUGUACUGAUGGAUAACCAGGCAUCUACAGUUGUGGUUUAUGUGUAUCAACUAAUUGAAGAAGAUGUGAAAGUAGAGAGAAUUGAGUUCACGAAACCUUGA
Molecule: messenger RNA, 588 nt
Organism: Tinamus guttatus (white-throated tinamou)
Lineage: Eukaryota; Metazoa; Chordata; Aves; Tinamiformes; Tinamidae
Product: vacuolar protein sorting-associated protein 29
Biological process (GO): retrograde transport, endosome to Golgi
Cellular component (GO): retromer complex
Source: RefSeq, a predicted model, not a curated record